AUGAGGCAGUCGACGCCCAUUUUCUGGGUUGUCCAGGCUUGUCUAAUAUGGCUGACAUUGGUAUCAGCAUCGUCUGCCAUUUCUGAUCUGUCAGACUCCGAUGUCUCUGCGCUGCAAGCCCGUGACACAAAGCCGUUUCCGCUGAGGAUUUUGCCCCUCGGUGCAUCUAUUACCAGAGGGUACAAAUCGAAAGAUGGAAAUGGAUAUCGGAAAUGGCUUCGAGAGCAGUUGCGUUAUGCUGGAUGGGAGGUUGACAUGAUUGGUACCCUGAAGAGUGGUACUAUGCAUGAUAAUGACCAUGAUGGACAUGUCGGCUGGAGAAUUGAUCAAAUAGCAGCUCAUGCCAAGACGAUCAUCCCCCAGCAACCUAAUCUAAUCCUUCUCAAUGCUGGCACAAAUGAUGCUCUACAAGAUUACAAAGUAGACACCGCAGGCAAGCGGAUGGACUCUCUCCUAACAUACCUCUUCGACAACAUCCCCAACACAACCAUCAUCCUAUCAACUCUCACAUACAAUGGAAAGGGCCCCGAAUUGGCCACAGAAAUCAGCACACAGUAUCUAAAACUUGCAGCGGAUCGCCGAGCACAAAAUGAUCGUCUCGUCAUCGCUGAUAUGAGCACCUUCAUUCAGUGGGACCAAUUCGUGGAUAAAAUCCACCCCACAGCAGCUGGCUACAAGGAAAUGGCAUCGGUCUGGUGGGCGGCCAUUCAAGAAGCAGAGAAAGAAGGUUUCCUCAAUGCGCCAAAAUCCACCUCUACGUAUAAUGGUACAAUCAGCAAGACCCGUGAAAAGCAGCUCGAUGAUAGCACCGGUAACCCGAGUCUGCCUGCAUACACAGCACCGCCUCAGCCUACCAUAACAGUUAGUAACGGCUCGACUCGAUCCGGGCAGUGGCAUCUGUGGGCUGUUGGGGUCCAGAUGAUUAUGAUGUGCAUCGGGCUCUCUUAUGUAUGA
Penicillium concentricum is the source of this 954-nucleotide messenger RNA. Its product is annotated as SGNH/GDSL hydrolase family protein. The transcript is spliced from 4 exons. Gene Ontology annotation, molecular function: phosphatidylcholine lysophospholipase A1 activity. The coding region runs from base 1 to 954 and encodes 317 amino acids. Lineage: Eukaryota; Fungi; Ascomycota; Eurotiomycetes; Eurotiales; Aspergillaceae. The record is from RefSeq and is a predicted model, not a curated record.